AUGGAUUUUGAUGAUAUAGCGCUUGUACAAUUUGAUAGAUUGAGGAAAGAAUGGGUGGAACGCUGUUCAAGAUCCGCCAGCGGCAUUUGCGAACUGGCCAACCGGUAUCGCAACCGAGAUGAUUGCUUGCUUCGGUCAAUGCACAGCGGAUUGUUCAACUUUAGUUUGCGUCUACAUUGGGAGGAUGAUGGCGAUGACUGGCUGAUUCGGUUUCCGCUUCCAGGGAAAUCCAUGUUCCCGGAAGAGAAAGUUCGCGGAGAAGCCAUACUUAUGACAUAUAUCGCAGACAACACAACCGUUCCCGUUCCCCGAGUGAUUGCCUCCGGGACGGCAGACGAGAAUCCUACAGGUCUGGGCCCCUUCAUUAUCAUGACCUGGGUCGAAGGGAGGAAGAUGUCGGAAGUACUCCGGACAAGUGAUUCUUCCGACAAGAAGGAAACCCUCAACCCAGAUAUCGACGAGGAGAUGCUCAAGGCGCUGUACGGGCAAAUGGCACAGGUCUUGCUGGAACUGUGGAAACUCGACUUUGAUUGCAUUGGUAGCCUGGGUAACCACGAAGUGACUGGCAAGGCACAAGUGACUAAACGGCCCCUAACCCUCGCUAUGAACGAGCUGGUCCGGACAUGCGGGCUGACUGAUCUUGACCCGCCGAGAACCUAUAACAGCUCCACAGACUACAUCGUCUCGCUUCUCCAGUUGCAGUCAAAGCAUUUGAAACAACAAAGAAACAGUAUCUACGAUUCUACGGACUGCCGCGAGAAAUAUGCUUGUCGUCAGUUGAUGAAGGCGUCAGCAUUGAACUUUCUGUCCCCUGAAGAUAACUAUGGACCCUUCAAAUUAUUCUGCGAUGGUCUAUGCCCUGGCAACGUUCUGGUGAAUGACUCCCUUCAGAUCACCGGCAUUAUUGAUUGGGGAUUCUGUUAUGCGGCUCCGGCCCAAUUUGCCGGCAGUAUCCCGUGGUGGCUACUUCUGGAGCGACCACAUCGGAUCAUCUACAACUCUGGCGCAAAGGCAAGCGCGUGGUUCAAUAUGGCAUGUCGCAUGGUACCGUCAGUUGAUAUGAUAUACUGGGACUUAUUAGAUGAAUACUGCUGGGGCCCGCGUAAGUCAAUUGCGGAGAGGGUAUACAACGCUACCACCACCCCGGAGAUGCAUAAGGCCCGUGAGGACUUCGUCAAGGCGAAGGUAAAACAACUGCAGCAAUACUAUGCAGAACUCGGAGACGAGACCGUUGUCUCCUACGAAGUAGAACAGACCAGUGAGACAGAAGACUCUAUACAGGAAUAUAAAGUGAGUGGUAACGGAAUUCUAUGUUUCAUACCAUUUCUAAUCACGUAA
Molecule: messenger RNA, 1338 nt
Organism: Aspergillus vadensis CBS 113365
Lineage: Eukaryota; Fungi; Ascomycota; Eurotiomycetes; Eurotiales; Aspergillaceae
Product: aminoglycoside phosphotransferase family protein
Exons: 2
Coding region: 1-1338 (445 amino acids)
Source: RefSeq, a predicted model, not a curated record